AUGAUCCUUGUGAAUCAGAACGAGGCACAAGCGACGCGUUUACCACUGCGCCGGUCCCCGUUCGUUUUUUACGCACACGUGUUACUCAAAGCGUUCCGACAGGCAUCGGCUGUAAUUUAUUGGUGCACGACGCGUCGGCAUUAUCCGGCGAAUACAGCUUGUCGAAAGCAGCUACGGUACUGGAGGGAAAGAGGAUGGGAGGAGAUGGAUGAGGUUCGACUGGGCAAGGAGCGCGCCUGUAUAGACACCGACACUUCCGAUACGGAGCUGGAUUCCGAUACCGAAGAAGACGUUGAUCCCAAUAGCCAGCUGGGCGAAUGGCUGGGACACCUGCAGAACCUGAGCCAGGCGGUCGGCCGUGAAACCGUCACUUCCGACCUCGGCGUCGUCUGGAAGCGCGAUUGUGACUUCUUUUCUGCCUCGAUGAUUACGGAGGAAGUGGAGCGAUUGUGCUUAUUCAUGGCAUCAUAA
This is a messenger RNA of Soboliphyme baturini, 471 nucleotides long. The record is from the annotation of a GenBank genome assembly. Lineage: Eukaryota; Metazoa; Nematoda; Enoplea; Dioctophymatida; Soboliphymatidae.